CACUCUCGUUUUAGUCGACUGUCGACAAUAUUCGCUGGUGAAGCUGACUAUCGUUGUCUUUUUUAUGAAAUCGCGUUUCCCGUAAAACGAUGGCCAUUCUGUUCCUCUUUUGUUACGUCACAAUGAUCGUAAUGGCUGUCGAAGACGAUGGAUGGGUGUGGAAGAACGGAGAGAGCAGGCUCGGGAAGACGAGGUACCAGGUGAAUGAGAAUAUCGAACAUUUCAGUAACGAGAGACCAUUAAUAGGAUUUAAACCACAAAACGUGGGACCUUACGGUCCUAACAGUAGACCUAUUGUACCGGCAUCGUAUCCUGGCAACAAAGAAGUUCUUGUCGGUCCUGGUGGCCCGACUGGCAUUAUAAAAAGACCUUCCUACACCGGAAAUAUCGACGAUGGCGCAUUGGAAACUGGUUUCGUGCCAUCUUGGGUCAAGGACGAUCCUCGAUAUCGAGAAUAUGACACUUGCAGAUGCAGAUAUAGCUUCAACUGUCCUUCCGUAGGAUUGAAAUUUGGUACCUGCGCAAAAGACAAAAAAUAUUGCUGUUUUAAUAGCAAGAAGUAUCCUACCUUGAUUUCCGGACAAUAUGGUCAAGGAUAUCCGUAUCCGAGCGCUCCUAACAAAUACGGUCCAGCAACCUUUGUGCAAUCGCCAAACUAUUAUGGUAAUCGAAGACCGCCAGGGAGUUUCACCAGUGCUAACAGAUAUCCUGGAAAUUACCAUUUCCCUGAAGGGAAUCUGAAUCUCUAUCCACGACCCCAAGGCAAUCCUUAUGAGCAGAAUUACGACUACAACGAUUUCCAGUUUUAUAGUCGGUCCUUAAAGAAAAAUCAGACCCAGAACGAGAGUGAGGAUGAAAAAGUUUAAGCUCCAUUUACAUACAUGAAUACAAUUUUCUCUUUUUCCUCUGAUCAAUCUUCUAAUAGGUUUUCAUAUAUAUGUCAUCUUAUAAAUUCUUAUUGCGAUCAAUCUGAAUAAAAUUAGAUUAAAAAUGUUAUGAGUUGAUGGGAAAAAAUUCGGCGAAUAAAAUGUUGUCAAUGUAGAAGAAGAACAUUUAAAUAAAACAAAUCUCUGUUCAAGAUUAUAUUAUAAAUAUAUAAUACGUAAUUAUAUUAAUAUAUAUUUAUAAUAUAUUUAUAAUAUUAAUUUAUAAUAUUCAAAUUAAUAAAUUUUAAAAAUAUUUUUAUAUAAACAUUGACGAUGGAUUCUAUGGUUAAAAAUUAAAAGUUAUAAAAAUAUAUUAUGCAAAAAGUAUAGGUAAAUAGAAUAAGAAAUAUAAGAUAAUGAAACAGAAUAAAAGAAAUAAAAGAAUAAAAAAAUAAAAUAAAGUAAAAUGGAAUAAAAUAAAAUAAGAGAUUAAACGAAUAAUCUUUAAUAUAAUAAUAGAUUCCUAGAUACGAUUCUUUCUUUCCAAUAUGAAUUGAAAUGACUGAAUAAAUUUUAUUUACUUCUUAUUUUAUUGGUAUAUAUACUAUUUUUCCAAAUACAUACAUCAAUUGAUUUGAUAAUUAUAUUAAUUAUUCAUUAUCAGAUUUUAAAUCAAAAUAAUACUCUAUUAUGGACUUAUUGGAAUU
Messenger RNA from Apis cerana (Asiatic honeybee), 1573 nucleotides. RefSeq lists its product as uncharacterized. NCBI's taxonomy places the organism in Eukaryota, Metazoa, Arthropoda, Insecta, Hymenoptera, Apidae. The record is from RefSeq and is a predicted model, not a curated record.